AUGCAGAGAGGUGAGCCUGAGGGAGAAUGCGUGCUUUCAAUGAACGCUCAAAUUAAACCUCUGGGUGAAGCCGUGACAAUUUGCGGAUGCGCUGACGAGGAUUAUGAACAUCCCGGUAAAAUUCACGAUACUGGACGACCAAAUAUCGGCAAACAGGUCACAUCGCACUUGCUGUCCAAAGAACAAGAAAAGAUUGAGUCAUUACGUAGGCAACUAGAGCAGUGUCAAGAGCAGAAAUGUCAGGAAGUAGCUGCGCUUCAAGAAGCAAAUGCGUUUCAUGUCGCCCGCCUAAAGGAACGCAUUCAUCAGCUUGAGGAGCUUCAGUCAAAACAAGUGGUUUGUGUACCGGCGGUAAAAUCAAGCGUCUCGGAACCUGAAGUUUCAGGCAACAAUGGAGAUUUAAGUGUCAAGAACGGCGAUGAUGAAUCCCUAGAAUCCCGCUUCGUUCGUAUAAGGGACGCGCUCUUGAGCGCCAUUUCUUUCUUACCUCCUCCAACGUCCUUAGACCACUCGGUAGUUUGGCCUCCUGCACAACCCGAGGCUCAAGUUGCUGUCCUCGUUGCUGCUGAAGCAGCUUCACGUCAAGAGCUCAUGCUGGCCCGCGACGCCCUCAACUCUGCAAACGCCUGCAUUGCCGAACUGAAGUCAUUAUCAUCCUGUCCAAAUCGGCGCACUUUUGGCAUUAAUACGGAGGAGAUUUCUCCUUCUAGGACGUGUUACCUGCCAUCGCAGAUCGUUGGCGCAGUCCCAGUAGACGAAACACAGCGUAUGAACCAGUUGACGCGAGUAUGCGAACUCCUUGAAGCAACGAUGGUUGCUUACGCUAAGCUCAUCAGUGGGGAUUAUAGCCUCGAUCAGUUUACUCAGAGCGCGAGCCCCCUUAUAGAAGUAGAGAACCAUUAUAAAGAUUUAGUUGAUUCUUUGGUAGUGGCGUAUGAAGCAGCACCGCAUGAAAUUUUACUGAGGCAAGUGGGCUCUCAAUUCAAAACUUAUGGUACUGUGACUAAUGUAUCUGAAAGUAACGCAGUUGCCGAAAAAUUGUGUGAAUUGCUGUCAAAGAGGAGCGAUUUUCAUCGUGAUACUUCGAGAAGUGGACUUGAUCAGCUGAAUGAAAAUAUUCAGGAGACGGUAGAAAGAUCCACCAGUAUUGCUAUGGACCACCUCUCAAGCGAUGCUGUUAAUCCUAAUUUAAAUGAACAAUUCGAAGCAACAUUAACGCCAAGUGGUGGUGAACCUGUGAACGACAAGUCCACAUUAAGACCAGAAAUCAGACGCAAGAUUGAUGACUUAAGCCAAUUGGUUGGCUCAAAAGAGCUCCCAUCCUACCUAGAGAAGAGUUACUCUCAGUCGGACACUGGACAACGGAUAGCGAUUGACCCUAAUCAGCAACCUGCGCGUGACGCUAAACUUGCCGAAAGUACAACCAAUCCUUUAUCACUUACGAAAUUACACGAAAACACAGAAGUUGCUGCUGUUUUGGGAAUUGUGAAAUCAAUGUUAAAUAGGAUUAAAGGUUUUGCUGUCUCGAACGGGCAAUCGGAGAUCACCUCCUUAUCUCAGGAGGCCCGUGAAAUAGUUAGCUGUUUUGAAGAGCUUGCCGGGAGCGGAGAUGAAAGUGAUCUCCGCCAUUAUAUUUCAGAAUUGGUUAAUUUCGGCGAUCCUGACAUCACUACAUUGAGUCCCACAAAUCAGGGUAUUGCAAAACAACUGGAUGAUAUAUUCAAGCGCUCGACACAAUCAGAUUCCGCAGUUGUAGGUUUGGUGAAAACUAUCGUAGAAGGGGUCCAAAAUGAUGCCUUAGAUGGACUGACUGAAAAAUUAAGGUCGACGGAAGUUGAGAAGGAGUUAUCUGAAUGCUUGAGCCGCCUGUUGGAGGGAUACGCCAAUUUGAGGUCUAAGUAUGUAAAGGCGGAGCAGGAUAAGGUAGCACUCGGCCAGCUAGUGCGUAGCAAGCAUGCAGAGAGCCAAGCCUAUCAUGCACAAUUACAAUACUUUCUUUCCAAAUCACAGCCUGCAGAUAUGAAUAUUGAAAACCAGACUGAAAAACUAGCGGCAAAGCUUCAGCGACUUCAAUCACAUUUGUUGCAGGUCGAAGAAAACCAUACAAAAGAGGCCUUGGCGGCCGAGGAGAGGGAAGCGUCACUUCGAGAUAAUCUUAGUCGGACCGAAAUGCAGUUGGGCUCUCUUCGGGAGUUUGUGGAAUCAGCUGAUGAACAGAUUACUUGUGCGCAAAAAGAACGUGAUGCUGCACGGGAGGCCUGUCGUGCUUGCCAAUCAGAACUAUCCGGUCUUAGGGCCAGCUAUGCCAAUCUACAGAAGGCACUCGAAAGCCUCGAGAGGGGUCUCUCGUCUUUUGCCCCUGUUCUGCUAAUGUUUUUAAAUUUAGACAAUCAGUUGGAGACAAAUGUGGCAGCACAACACUUUCGCUUAGAAAAUGAGCGGCUCCAGAAAGAGGUCUCAACUCUUGAGCAGCGUGUCAAGCACCUUCAGGAAGAGUUCUCUCGACAGGAGAAACUUGAGUCAACAAAUAAUGAACUCCAAGCACAGUUAAGACACCACGCUGAUCGCCUUGCCGAGGCUCAUGCUCUAGGUGUUAUUACAUUUGUAGCUCGGCGUUACGAAGAACAGAUUCAAGUUCUCAAGUCUACUCUUAAAGAGGUGAAAAACGAACUAGAUGGUAAACUCGAUAAAUUAGUCAUGAAAAAUUUGCUAAUCAGUUGCUUGAAACUUCCCCCAGCCAAGCGACCAGAGGCGUUCUGCGCUCUGGGGAGCGUUUUGGAUUUUACGACAGAAGAUUUUAACCUUGAAUCCUUCGUUGAGAUGUUCGCGAUAUUUUUGGAGAAGGAAUCCUCUCCACCGAACCAACUUCGAUUACCAACAGACUAUUUAAAAGCGCAUGGUGUCGGCACUGAAGUCGAAACAGCCUCACAGAUAACUCGUAGACUUGAAGUGAGUUCUGCGUCUGCUGUGAAGCAGCGCCUACCUCUCACAAGUGACGCACCACUGGGUCCGAUCUCAUCUCAAAGGAAGCAAAUUAAAUCUAAGAAUCCUCUUCUCUCCGGUCUUUCUCAUGUAAAACCGUCCUCGUUAGAAUGA
Messenger RNA from Mesocestoides corti, 3096 nucleotides. The record is from the annotation of a GenBank genome assembly. Lineage: Eukaryota; Metazoa; Platyhelminthes; Cestoda; Cyclophyllidea; Mesocestoididae.